GGGCGGGCAGACUCAGCCGCGCCAGCUGUCCAGCUGUCAGCAGCAACCAACAAAGCGACAAUUGCGACGUGUCGACGCCGUUGCAUACAAACCACACCUUCUGUCUGCUCCACAUAGGAGCCUCGCCGCCGCCUCCGCUGCCUCCGCCAGCCGCCCGUGCUCACAUCACGGCGAUACCCAGUCCCGCAGAGGCCGAAAACCCAACUCUACGUCGUAUCUCGCGCACUCGUCAUAGCCUCUGCCUACGCGCACAUGUGCAGCUAACCACGCCCUCUCCACCCCAUAUUUCCGCAUUUCCACGCCCGCAAUCAUGAACGGCUGGCUUGUCUUCGCCAUCGUUCUCAUCCUCUUGGUCUCCGGCACCUACUUUGGCUGGUAUUUUUACGCGCGCUGGAAUGCCUCGCGCAAUGGCCUUCCCCCGCCCUCAAUGAACCCCAUGGUGGCCUUCAGCAGCUCAAACGCCGAAGCCUCAAACUACCCGGGCCCCGCUCCCACCGGCAUCAAGGGCUGGAUCGACGCCCAAGUCCGCAAGUUCAAGAACCGCAACAACCGCUACACUACCGGUAGCGGCUACGAAGACACGGGCUACGGCUCCCGCGGCGUUGGCGGCGGCCGCGGCGCAGGCAGCCGCCUCGAUCCCGACGAAGCGUGGAGUUCGCGCGUGGGCGACGAGGCAUACUAUGAAGAACAGGAAUUGGGCCUCCACGACCCCCCGCACGCCGCUAAUCAGUCUGCCAAUCCGUUUGCUGGCGAGCCCGCCCGUGGCCGCAGUCGAACUCGCGAAUCGUACGACGAGCAUCUCGAUGCUCACAAUGCCCCCAAUCCCUUUGGCGACGACGCUGCGGCCAGUCUGCGUGGCGUCAGCCCCAGACCCGUCAUGGACGCUGAUACGGGGUACCGUGGUGCUGCGACAGCGGUGGGCAAGUCCAGUGCGGAUCCACGUAAGAAGAAUGGGAGUCCCGAUAGUCAUCAUGAUAAGAGUCCCACGGAGAGUCGGAGGAGUGUCUUCAGGGAAGCAAUAUAAAUUUUUGUGUGAAAAUGGAUACAAGAGGAGUUUGGUAAACGGAGGGGAGCAUCCUCUUUUUUUUUGAGACAAAUAUAUCUUUUUUUCUGAUCUCUUUGUUGAGAUAUCAGGGGGUUUUUUCAGCUGUGAAAAACGGCAUAUCUAGACACGCCUGUGGUGAUGAAAGUAUAUAUAUGCAUAUACACAUGCUCAACCCAAUUUUUGCGGGGAAACAAUGUUUACACUUGCCACAUGUGCUGACCCUGUCUUUUUUUGGGGGCAUUACUGGUCUAGAAUAUAACAUGUGUGGGG
Messenger RNA from Bipolaris sorokiniana ND90Pr, 1315 nucleotides. RefSeq lists its product as uncharacterized. The transcript has a single exon. Bases 311 to 1024 code for a protein of 237 amino acids. NCBI's taxonomy places the organism in Eukaryota, Fungi, Ascomycota, Dothideomycetes, Pleosporales, Pleosporaceae. The record is from RefSeq and is a predicted model, not a curated record.